AUGCAGUCCUUCAGAGAGCGGAGCGGUUUCCAUGGCAACCAGCACUGCUACCAGCAGGACUCCCCUGAGUUCUCACACCUGGAGAGCUACAGAAGCCGUCAGGCGUACGAGACGCACCCCCUCUCGUCCACCGCCGCCGGCAUGCCCCCGUCCAGAACGCCGUCCGCUAAAGACUGUUAUGGGCAGCAGGGCUACCCGACGUACAUCGGCGCCGGCGGCAACGGCAGCAGCACGGCUGCUCCGGCUCCAGCCAAAAAGCCCUCCUACCACGAGGGCAAAGUGUCCAGCGGCCAGCACCUCCAGGCGGGCUACGCCAACCACAUGGGUGGGCCGGGGGGCUACUCGGCCCAGUACCUGAGCGAGGGCCACCUGCAGCAGCAGAAGUGGGAGGACACGGCACCCCAGCUGGGCUCCUACGAGCAGGACAUGACGUCCGCUCCGGUCUACACCAGCCCCCACCAGCAGAGCUCGGCCCCGUCCCCUCUCAUGUACCCGCAGAGCCACCUGCACUUCCCCCCACAGCACCCCCAGCCACACCCGCCCUCCUCCUCCGCCUCCCCCUACAUGGACAAGUGCGCCCCCAUGCCCCACGCCUACAAGGGCUACGGCAUGCCGCCCGGCCCGCAGUACAGCCGCCAGCUGGGCAACCACAGCGGCCUGAAGCCCAGCGGGUACCGACCGCAGAACAACUACAGCUACCAGCCGCCGCCACCACCGCCCCCACCCUCCCGUAGUGGCUUCGAGCAGCAGCAGCAGCAGCAACAACAACAACAGCAACAACAACAACAACAACAACAGCAGCAACAGCAGCAGCAGCAGCAGCAGCCCGUGUCUCUGCAGGGCAUGGCCGGCUCCCAGGAGAGCAUGUCCAAGUUCCAGCACUACCAGCACGGCCAGGGCCCCCAGCAGGGCUACUGCAUGCCCGACAUCCCGGUGCGCUCGCCGGAGCAGCAGUACUACCAGAACUGCAGCCCGAGCUCCAGCCACUCGCCCGCGCGCUCCGUGGGACGCUCCCCGUCCUACAGCUCCACGCCCUCGCCGCUCAUGCCCAAUCCCGAGGCCUCAUUCCAGUACAGCCAGCCGCCGACCCCCAUCAACCCCAUCAACCCCACCACCGCCUCCGCCGACCAGGGCAUGCUCAUGCCCCCCCACACGCACGCGUCCCCGGCGGUCAACCACCAGACGCAGAGCUACAGCGGCGGCACCAUGAAAGAGCGCUUCUCCGAGAAGCUGCUGUCCAACCCCAGCCUGUGGAGCCUCAACGCUCUCACCUCGCAGGUGGAGAGCAUCUCCAACAACGUCCAGCAGCUCCUGCUCUCCGAGGCCCUCAUGGCCAACAAGAAGGGGGGCAAGCGGGGGACCCCUAAGAAGGGGGAGGAGUACAGGGGACAGAUGAGGGGCCUGGACGACCCCUGUCCUGACGGCCAGCAGCAGCACGGCGCUCACAUGUCUGACCCCUACGGCACCCCGAAGUCCCUAACGGCCGAGCUCCACGAGGGAGCCUACUCCGGCAGCCCAGAGGAGCAGCUGGACAGGAGCUACUACUACUGCAGUCAGAGCAGGGGUCCACUGCACGGGCCGAGUAACCCGCACAUGCCUUUGAACGCGGUGUCGUCCUGCUCGAUGACCUUGCUCGAGAGCCGGUCGGUGAACUCGUUCUCGAGCAUGCAGACCCCAGAGAGCGGUCCCCACCUGGGCCCGAGGCUCCAAAGCGUCACGCCCAUGGAGGGAGACCAUCACAACAGCACGCUGCAGCAGCGCAUGAGCGGCGAGAGAUCUCCCAUGAGCAUCCCGGCGCAGAGCCCGAUGAAGCAGGAGACUCACUCGCCGCCCGACAUCAAGCGGGUGGACGGCUCCCUGAAGGAGAACUUCGAGGAGUCGGCCUGGAUGGAGAAGACCGCCGACGAAGAGGAGCAGAUGAAGAACAAGCUGAGCGACGAGCAGAAGUUCAAAGGGGAGGUGAUCGAGGCCGGAGGUGAGAAGCAGGAGCGGUGGUCCGAGGACGAGAAGUCUCCGUCUCUCUUCCCCAAGAUGUGCACGGACACCUCAGGCCAGAGCGACGCUUACGAGUCCGAGGGGAGCCUCUAUCAGGACGUUCACAACAAGAGUGACCCAGACGACAGUGACUCGUCCACGAAGCAAAGUUGUGGAUUACUGGGCGAGAGCCACCAGGGAAAUCUAGAGCCCGAAAUGAAACCGGAGACGUUCAAGUCAGAGCCUUCCCCGACUGCAGAAACCCAUCCCGAAGCACUGCCAUCUAUCUCGAGAGGUGACCUUGCGGAGGAUCAAUAUUUGCCAAGCCGAGAGGAGAACUCAGAGACUCUACAUCUCUCCCCUUGCAGCAGGCAGAACGAGGCGACGCUUUUAACUGCUGAGGGGAGGAAGGAAGAGACUCUGGAGGGGCAGCCAUCCGUCCUUGCCUGUCAGAGCACCGAGCUGAGGGAGGAGCAGAGGAGCCAGUCGCCCUCCGACGAGGUCGUCAAUAACGCCGGGCGACCACAGGAGCCGCCGCCGGUGGACUACGGUGCCAGGGACGUGCAGCAGGAAUGCCAGGGCACAAUCAGCUGCAUGGAGGCUGAGGAGGCGGUGGUGGUGGCGGCGAUCCCAGACGCGCCCCCACAGAACGGCGAGAGGAGGCCAGCUGUUUGCGACAUCGCGCCUCAGUGUCACACCUCCCAGCCGCCGGCCUUCGUCGCUCUGGGGGAGAAAGCAACGCCUCCGGCCCAGACCCGGGACCACAUCGAUCGCAGCGAUGCCAAGGUGCUGGAGCCCGACUCGCCGCAGCUGCCGGGCAAAUCGAUCCUGCACUCGGCGCCGUCGUGGGCCAACACGCCCCCGUCCCCGCAGAAAGGCGACGAGGACAUGGAGCCCGGGGUCAGCUGUCCCAGCGCCGUGACCCCGUCGGCCAAGCCGGAGCCCAUGGCACCGUCGGCGAACCCGCGGGUCUUCGGCCGAAAGCCCGGCCGCGGCCGACGGAGGAUGAUGCACGCCAAUUUCGGCAUCAGGAGGCAGCCGAGCGUGGAGGGCGAGGGGGCACCCACCCCGGCCCAGAAGCCCAGCAUUCCCUCCAGCAAAAGCGCCCUUUUGUCUGACCACAUGGUGGCGUCGCGCGAGGGCAUCGUCAGUCCGACAUCGAAGCAUUUGGCCGAGAGCUUGCCGUCCCGCAUGUGCACUCGUUCUUUCAGUGCGCAGGGAACGCCCAAGCCUGUGGUCGCUCCUGUCGUCACCCCCCCUUUAAAAAAGAAGCCAGGCCCCAAACCUGGGGGAGGGUCGGCCACAAAGGGGCAGGUGGGCCGUCCCCGAGGCCUGGCCUCCAAACUCAAACUGUUGAAACAAGUGGAAGAGAUCCAAGCCUCAAUAGACCAGGCCAGAGCCAAGAGGGCUGCUAGUGGGCUUGGCACACAAGAAGACAACCCCGACCCAAUCACUUUAGAGACCGUAACCGAAAUAAAGACGGUUAGUCUCAAAGACCAAAAGGCAAUGGUGCUUAGGUCUCGCAAACAGACACCUGAGAAGACAGAAAAAGAGCCAGUGAAGGAGAAAGAAACUCUCAUUGUUCCUCCAAAGAAAGUCAGAGAAGUGAAAAAGCAAAAAGCACCUCUCGAGCUGGUGAGCGAGGCUGCAGACGCGAUCCCGCCUGAGACUCCCCACGUGGAGAUUUGCCUGGCUGAGCCGAGCAAGCCAGAGGAGAAAAUUGCAGCCCCCAUCAAAAGACAAUCCACCUCGCAGUCUCCGGAGACGGCGAAGAGAAAGCGGGGCGUGAAGGCAGACAAGGUGGCACAGCCUGAGGUGGCAGAGCUGCUGCCAUCGUUGCAGUCUCCAGCGCCCGCCCCAGAGCAGCAUGAGCCGGCACCUCUGCCGACACACAAGACCGGGGUGGGGGUCCCAAAAAGAGGUCCCAAAAAGAAGCGAGGGCCACACCCGAAAAUAGCCGUGAUCAGCAGCCCUGUGACCAAAGACGAAGCCCCAGUCGUCCCCGAUGUCAGCGAGGUGCCCAGCGCACCUCCUCAGUGUCCGACUAAAACCAAGUAUCUGCCCCCGCGCAAGGGCAGAGGCCUCAAGUACGAAGCCAUGGUCCAGAAAAUAACGUCCACCCCCGCGUCCAAAAAGCAGCCCUUUAACCUGCUGCCGGAGGCUUUGCCGGAGGACCCGGCCUCCAAGGUCGUCCAGCCGGUGCCUGAGCAGAAAGAGGAGCUGCCCGAAGAGAGCAGCACGGCUGUCCAGCAGCCGCCAGAGGAGACCCAGGAGCCCGCAGCUGACGGCCAAACGCCCAGGAAGAAAAGACGGAAAUGGGCCACCGUGGAGAGCAGAGUGGAGCCAGAGGGGGCCCUGGACGCCGGGUCGCUCAUCAUCACCACCCCGCGGCUGGCCAAACAGAGGGCCAUCAAGAACAACCACGAGAUGCACCUGAAGCAGCGGCGGAAGAGGAAAAAAGGCCAUCCUCCUGCCGAGGGCCUCGCCGUAACGGAACCGAUGCUAGAACCGCUGGCAGAGCCAGUUACGGAACCGCAACCGGCUGUAUCGCUGAAGGAAUCUGAGGCAGAAAUGCAGUUGCACGUAGAACCGCUGACAGAGCAGCAGGAGCUCCCCGCACCUUCGUCUCUGUCGCCCACCGCGGCUCCAGCGCCGGUGACAAGCAGUGAUCAGCCUCCCACGGAGCUGCUACCCGAGACAGCCGUCGAGCCUCCCAAGCCCCGCAGGGGGAGGAAGCCAUCGCUGAAGAAGAAAGAGGCAAAGGCGACCGGCGAGCCAAACAGCGUACCUGCCAAAAGGGGUAGAAAACCGGGCCCUAAGAAGAAGACAGAGCUUCAGAACACGCCUGUCGUGAAGCCUCCUCCGUCAAAGCCUCCUGCAAAAGCAGCCGCAAAGGCUACGGAGACGGUGCCCAAGCCGAAGACAAGAUGUAGGAAACAGAGUGUCCCUAAAGUGAAACAGGCAAAGCAAGAGACCGAAUUCAACGUUGUCUCGACGACUACCCCGCUGCAACCGGAAAUCAAAUGCUCCUUCAUCCCCUACGUGCGCAUCGAGAGCUCGGUGGACCUCGCCGCGGCCUGUGCCAUCGUGAACAGGCCCGACGACGCACAGCGAAUAAUGGCGAGAGAAAAGAGCGCGGGCGACACCAAACCCCCAGCAGCUGCUGUUGCCAAGGCGAUACCCACAUCCUCCUUGAUGCUCCUGGGACCUCUGGUUAAUAAAAGCCUGGCUGACAGGUGUCUAAAGUGUUGCCUGUGUGGAAUGCCUUCGAAUUACAGAGACUUGGGGGACCUGUGUGGGCCUUAUUACCUCCCAAACAACAUACCGCAGAAGUCAGUGUCCUGGGGGUACAGAGAGGAGUUCUGGGAGAACAGAGAGAGCGCGCAGUUCAGAAGCACUCAACCGCCCACAGUCCAGGAGAGCGAGAAAACAUCAGAGCCCAGCCAAGCGGGAACGAGCGAGGAAGAACAUCCCGGCCAUCACAGAAAGCCCAGGAGGCCGAGCCGGGAGAGCUCACACCCUCGGACCAAUUUCCGUCUGGGGCUCAAAAAACUGCAGCAGUGCCUGAGCCUGCGGAGGAGGACGACCGCGGAGACAGCUCCCCCUGGUGGCGAGGAGGGCCCCGACACGUCGCUGGGGAAAGUGCAGCGGCGGGCGGAGGAGAGGGAGCACUGGGCCCACGAGGCUUGCGUUGUGUGGACCGGCGGGGUCGUCCUCGUGGCAGGAAGACUGUACGGCCUGAAGGAGGCGGUUCAAUCAGCUGCUCAAACGAAAUGCGCUAAGUGCCAGAGCGAGGGAGCGUCAGUGAGCUGCAGCUGUGAGGGAUGCUCUCACAAAUACCACUAUGUCUGCGCCAAAGAGUCGGGUUGCUUGUUUGAGGAGGACGACUUUUCAGUGAGGUGUCCAAAACAUGAGUGAGAGGGAGAGAUGCCCCUUUCACCUGCAGCCAGAUGAACACCACCUGGUCGGACUUCCAUCAGCCCACGCCAACAUCCGCCCGGCCCCGCGGCGCCAGAGCCCGCAGGCUGGAGGUGGGGUGGGGUUGGGUGGGGUGUCCACUGGCGUCCGCCCGAGCACAAGAAAAGUACUGCUGUAGCAAUACUGACCCGCGACCCCCGACCCUCGAUCCCUGGUCCCCCUCCCCCUACUUUCAUCCUCCCACGAAUACGUCACUCUGUUUUCCUUUAACCACGGGAGCACAGUCAGCUCUCCAUAAAGGGAAGUUGGAGAAAGCCUUCGCUUCAAACUGGAGGAGAGGAGAGGAGAGGAGAGGAGAGAAAGGGACUGUUCGAAAGAAGAAAAAAAAUCAUGAAUGUGCCAUCCAGCUUUUCUUUCUUUUCUUUUCUUUUCUUUUCUUUCUUGGAAUGGAUGCUAUCUGUGCGGGACACCUGGAGAUGGAGCCCUGGCCCGCUGCCCCUGCUGGCGACCAAUGGGAGCUCACAGACUCUGCCGUCGUCCAAUCACAGCCCACAGACUCUGCUUUCAUCCAAUCACAGCUCACAGACUGUGCUACUGUCACGUCAGUGUGGUGAAAAAAAAAGUGCUGUCAUGCAUCAUGCACCCACUGGAUGGAUUUAAAUGUUAAGUGUUAAAAAAAAAUAAUUAAAAAGACAAAAAAAUGUACAUGGUGUGCUUUGCGGGUCUAAAUAUUCCGAUGAUAUGAAAUAAUGAUUAAAAAAUCUUAUUUUAAUAUAAUGCUCUUCCAAGAAGUAUUUUGAUGUGUGUUUUACAAAAACACAAGAUCAUUUUUAGCACCAUUGCCUAUCUUGGGUUCUGUCCGGCUUUGUGUGUGCAAACAAAAAAAAAUCUGCUCGACUCAUCCGGCUCGGCAGUGGGAGCGCUCAUUAGUCCGAACCUCAAAAGCAAGGUGCACCACGGGCCCAAAGCGACCGCUUCUUUUCGUCUCGUUUGAGUUCUGCCCCGCUGUUCAUCCUCUCCGUGCGGUCAGAUCUUGGGGCUGUCCGCAUGCGUGAAUGUGGCGUCCAGGCGCUUCG
Sardina pilchardus (European sardine) is the source of this 6968-nucleotide messenger RNA. RefSeq names its product retinoic acid-induced protein 1. The record is from RefSeq and is a predicted model, not a curated record. The transcript has 7 exons. The coding region runs from base 1 to 5892 and encodes 1963 amino acids. Gene Ontology annotation, biological process: circadian regulation of gene expression; regulation of transcription by RNA polymerase II. Lineage: Eukaryota; Metazoa; Chordata; Actinopteri; Clupeiformes; Clupeidae. Gene Ontology annotation, cellular component: nucleus.